GCUUCGUUCUCCAACAAGAUUUCUAGGUGUUCGCCCCUUUCUUGUUCACUCUGUUUUAACAUGCUGUCUCUAUUUUGUGUUAAUUUGAACUUUUGAGUAAGGAUUUCGUGUCAAUUGGGUGUUGUUUUGUCAGGAAGUCUAUUUCUCGUUUUGGUUUGCACUUGUGAUUUCCUCUCAGAUGAGUUAGGGGAUUUCCUUCUUGGCAUAUACUGUUAUUGAAUCUGUUGAGCUGGGCGAAUAUGUCCACAGAUUUGGAGGCUGCUGUUCCAUCUGAUGAUGAUGUCAGCGUGGCGACUGAGAAACGAGUAAGCAGAUCUGUCUGUAGCCCAAAAACUCCCAGGAAAGUUCCUAAGAAAAUUCGUAAAUCUGAGAGAGAGAAGCUGAAGCGUGAUCAUCUGAAUGUGCUAUUUCUUGAGCUGGGCCAAACUCUUGAACAAGCUCAUCAUAACAAUGGAAAGGCCUGUAUAUUGACUGAUGCAACUCGACUCCUCCGAGAACUGCUUGCUCAGAUUGACAAUCUAAAAAAUGAGAAUGCAGCUCUGCUGAGUGAAUAUCAUUGUGUGACUGUUGAGACAGAUGAAGUGAGGGAGGAGAAUUCUACCUUCAAAGCUGAAAUCAAGAAGCUGGAAAGUGAACUUGAAGAAAGAAGUCGAUCCAAAUCAGCAUGGAACAUAGAUCUCUCCAAGUCUCGAGACAAUUCGAAACCACAGCUGCUGACUGACCAUCUGAUGCCUGUCACGGAGCCAGCGACCGCUAUCGCUCCUGUCUUUGUUGUGCCCUUGCAUCAUGAACACCAAGAUUACCCCAACUCUGAUACAGCAGGCACCACCAACCUUCUUUCGAGUGUCGCCAGACCGCGUGCACGUUAUGCAUCCCAGAUGGAUUCUUGGCCUUCAGAAAUUCUUUCUGAACCGCAGAACACAACUCAAUAAUCCUCAGUUUUGUUUCGGAUCAUGCUAAUGCUCUAUGUUAGCCCUUGGGCUAGUACCAACAGCAAAGUUGAGCAUGGCUUUGACCUUGUACAAGCUUGCCAUGCUCUAGUUCAUUUAGCUGGAAUUCAACUUAUUGGAUAAAAGGGCUAUACUCAAUUGUGUUGUAAAGCUAAUUGUAAAUGCCCGUCAAUUGCAGCCUUCUGUCCUCCAUUUAUUGUAAAUAUGGGGAUGGCCAGUUUGCAACAUAAAUAAUUUAGUUCAGUAGUCAAUUGAGUUGUCGGCAUUGGACAAUUGCUAGGGGAUUUGUUUUGCUUGCUCAUCGGAAGUAUUCCAGAUGGCAUUUGCACACUUGAUUGGUCUUAUAUAAGCUAUUCAUAGUCGUUGCUUGCA
This is a messenger RNA of Malania oleifera, 1322 nucleotides long. RefSeq names its product protein IRON-RELATED TRANSCRIPTION FACTOR 3-like. Bases 240 to 932 code for a protein of 230 amino acids. The transcript is spliced from 5 exons. Lineage: Eukaryota; Viridiplantae; Streptophyta; Magnoliopsida; Santalales; Ximeniaceae. The record is from RefSeq and is a predicted model, not a curated record. Gene Ontology annotation, molecular function: protein dimerization activity.